GCUGCAGGGGGAGCCCAGGCCAGCCAUGCUGUCCAGGAAGGGGAUCAUCCCGGAGGAGUACGUGCUGACCCGCCUUGCCGAGGAUGUGCCUGAUCACGCCCGCUACCGCGCGCGGGAGAGGAGGGCCAGGUUCGUGGGCAAGAACGGCGCCUGCAAUGUGGCGCACAAGAACAUCCGAGAGCAGGGCCGCUUCCUGCAAGAUGUCUUCACCACGCUAGUGGACCUGAAGUGGCCUCACACGCUCAUCAUCUUCACCAUGUCUUUCCUGUGCAGCUGGCUGCUCUUUGCCAUGAUCUGGUGGCUCAUCGCCUUUGCCCAUGGGGACUUAGACCAGAAUACCCGGACGCACCUGCGGGGUGAUAGUGGGGGAUUGGGAGCAGGUGAGUUUGUGCCCUGUAUCACUGAAAUGCACUCCUUUACUUCAGCUUUCCUCUUUUCCAUAGAGGUACAGGUGACUAUUGGCUUUGGGGGCCGCAUGAUGACUGAAGAGUGCCCAGCUGCCAUCUUCAUGCUCAUUGUACAGAACAUUGUGGGGCUGGUGCUCAACUCCAUCAUGUUAGGUUGCAUCUUCAUGAAGACUGCACAAGCUCACCGGCGUGCAGAGACACUCAUCUUCAGCAAGCAUGCUGUGAUCGCCCUCCGAGAGGGCAAGCUCUGUUUCAUGUUGCGUGUAGGGGAUCUGCGCAAGAGCAUGAUUAUCAGUGCCACCAUACGCAUGCAAGUGGUGAAGAAGACCAGCAGUCUGGAAGGUGAGGUUGUGCCCCUCAACCAGAUAGAUAUCCAGAUGGAAAACCCAGUAGGGGGCAACAGUAUCUUCUUGGUCUCCCCACUCAUCAUCUACCAUGUGAUAGAUAAGAACAGUCCUCUGUAUGAAGUCUCUCCAGCCAACCUUCAUCAUCAUGAAGAUUUGGAAGUCAUAGUCAUCCUUGAAGGGGUGGUGGAAACCACUGGCAUCACCACCCAAGCCAGGACAUCCUACCUGGCUGAUGAGAUCUUCUGGGGCCAAAGGUUUGUGCCUAUUGUGGCAGAAGAGGAUGGGCAAUACUCAGUAGAUUACUCUAAGUUUGGCAACACUGUGAAGGUUCCAACUCCCAACUGCACUGCCAAGCAACUGGAGGAAGACGGGAACAUCAUCAACACCAUCUCCUUGUCACCUAGAGGCACCAUGAGGAAAAGGUCUGUUAGGUUAAAGCCCAAAUUUAGUAUAGCUGAUGAGCCUUCCUGACAUCACAGAGACCCAGCUCUUGAGUCUGACUAAUGCAAUAAAGAUGCACUGAUAUGGCCGCUAUUUCUGUUAUUCAGGUAGUUCACAAGGUAUGUAUUGUUUGGUGCAAUGAAAAGUGGCCAUAUAUAAACAUUCUGACCUUAUUUAUUUGCACAAUCAUUUGGGGUGGAUAAACAAAACUGGAAAAAUGCCUUUUCGUGUGAAUUUUUCAUAUGUAUUGAUCUAUGUUAUUUAUGCUUUUACAUUGGAGAAACUUGAUCUAAUGUUUAUAACUCUUAUAUAAAAACA
This is a messenger RNA of Heteronotia binoei (common prickly gecko), 1513 nucleotides long. RefSeq names its product potassium inwardly rectifying channel subfamily J member 11 (gene KCNJ11). Gene Ontology annotation, biological process: regulation of monoatomic ion transmembrane transport; potassium ion import across plasma membrane. The record is from RefSeq and is a predicted model, not a curated record. NCBI's taxonomy places the organism in Eukaryota, Metazoa, Chordata, Lepidosauria, Squamata, Gekkonidae. Gene Ontology annotation, cellular component: plasma membrane. The coding region runs from base 26 to 1225 and encodes 399 amino acids. The transcript has a single exon. Gene Ontology annotation, molecular function: ATP-activated inward rectifier potassium channel activity.